Euleptes europaea (tarantolino) is the source of this 850-nucleotide messenger RNA. RefSeq names its product protein CC2D2B-like. Bases 1 to 828 code for a protein of 275 amino acids. The transcript is spliced from 6 exons. The record is from RefSeq and is a predicted model, not a curated record. NCBI's taxonomy places the organism in Eukaryota, Metazoa, Chordata, Lepidosauria, Squamata, Sphaerodactylidae. Gene Ontology annotation, cellular component: ciliary transition zone. Gene Ontology annotation, biological process: non-motile cilium assembly; protein localization to ciliary transition zone.
AUGAUGAGCAGCACUGACAGAUAUUUUCUUGGCUUUUUUCGACCUCAGAAUGAAAUCUCCUUUGAUGAGGGCUUUAAAUUUUUUACUUCGUCAUUUGAAGAACACCCAAAGCUGAAAGAAACAGAUCAGGAGAGUGAAAAGAAUUCAUUGAAUGAUGGUCCUCAAAACCUCUGUGAUGUGAGUGAAGAAGUCCCACUGCUUGACCAGGAGAAAGAAAUAUUGCUGCCAGAAUUGCUUGAAGUUAAGUCUCCUGAAUAUGAACGGAGUGACUUAGAAAAGAAAAAGCAAGCUGAAUCACUGUUUGUACCAAGCAGUUUCCCAGUUGUGCAGGGCUGUCAGCUACCAAACAACAUGUUGCCACGACUCUUGGAAGAUGAAGGGUUUUACGUUCCAAGGAAGCCUUUUGUUCCUAGGAGAACAUACCACAAAAUGGAAAACCGUCUUCUACUGCAAGCAGAGGGGGAAAGCUGGUUAGAAGAAAGUGGCAAAAUAAUGUCAUUGCCUUCUCCAAUCAAGCGAUCAAGUGGUUGCCGAGUGUUUUUUCCUGCUGAGACUGACGCACAGUUAAAGACAACAUACAGGAAGCUCAGAGCAUUAAUAAAUGCUACAAAAGUAGCAGAAAGUAAUUUAGAAAUAAGUCAGCAGAGCACUAAAACUUUAGAAGAUUACAGAUCGCAGAUAAGAAAUACUAAAAAGUUAUAUGACAUCGAACAUCAAAGAGAUAGUUCUCUAAAACAAAAUAUGUUGAAAGUGUGGAAGCAAAUAAAAUCUGUACGUCAACAGCAAGGAUUUACCAGUACAACUGUAAAACUGCAGUUUCAAAAGUAAGUAGAUAAGACACUAUUUCUUU